This is a messenger RNA of Geodia barretti, 2739 nucleotides long. NCBI's taxonomy places the organism in Eukaryota, Metazoa, Porifera, Demospongiae, Tetractinellida, Geodiidae. The record is from the annotation of a GenBank genome assembly.
CUGAAGCCGCGCUGCGUGCGCCGGCACGAGCCUCUCAAGGAGUCCGGCGGAGCUGCCGCUUGCGCGGCACGCCCGCCGGACUCCUUGACCGUCGUUUCCAACCGUCGAUACACUCGGAUCUAUGCGGGGUUUCCUGUCCGCGUACUCGGCUCAAAGUCCAACCGCGACCUGACUUGGCGCGUCAAGGCUCUGGUUCCGUUGGUGAACCGGAUCAACGAGCUCGAGUCGCGGAUGGUCGCUCUCUCGGAAGCCGACUUUCCGGCGUGGACCGACAAGCUGCGAACGCGCCUCGAGUCCGGUGAGCCGCGCGCCCGGAUCCUGCCGGAGGCGUUUGCGCUGGCACGCGAGGCAGCGCGUCGGCAGCUCGGCGAGCGCAUCUUCGACGUCCAGCUCAUGGGCGGCAUCAUCCUGGACCACGGCGCGAUCGUCGAGAUGAAGACCGGUGAGGGCAAGACGCUGGCCAGCGUGCCGACCGCGUAUCUCAAUGCGCUCUCGGGCGACGGGGUGCACAUCGUCACGGUCAACGACUAUCUGGCCGAGCGCGACGCAGAGUGGAUGGGCCGCGUGCACCGCUACCUUGGCCUGAGCGUAGGCGUGGUUCUGUCGCGCAUGGAAAUGCGCGAGCGCAUGGAAGCCUAUGCCUGCGACAUCACCUACGGCACCAACAACGAGCUUGGCUUCGACUACCUGCGCGACAACAUGCGCUGGGAUGCCGACGCACGCGUGCAGCGCGGUCACCGGUACUGCAUCGUGGACGAGAUCGACUCGAUCCUGAUCGACGAGGCGCGCACCCCACUGAUCAUCUCCGGGGCGGCCGAAGACGAUACCGAACGGUUCGCGCAGGUCGAUCGGCUGGUGGACGCGCUGCGCGAGUGCGCGAAGGACCCGGAGACCGACGACUAUCCGGAGGAGCCGAGCGGCGACUACAAGAUCGAUGAGAAGGGCAAGCGCGUCUCGUUCACGGAUGAAGGACUCAACGCAGCCGAACGGCUGCUGCGCGGCAAGGGCCUGAUCCGCGGCGGCUCACUGGUCGACGAUGAGAACUUCGAGUACAUCCACUAUCUGACGCAGGCGUUGCGCGCCCAUCGGUUGUUCCAGAGCGACGUCGACUACGUGCUCGAAGACGCAACCGUGCAGAUCGUGGACGAGUUCACCGGGCGCAUACUGCAUGGCCGCCGCUAUUCGGACGGCCUGCACCAGGCGAUAGAGGCGAAGGAGCGCAUCCCGAUCCUCAAGCGCAACCGGACGCUCGCCUCCAUCUCGUUUCAGAACUACUUCAAGCUCUACGACAAGCUGUCCGGCAUGACCGGCACCGCCGACACGGAGGCGACCGAGUUCAGCAACAUCUACGGCCUGGACGUGGUGGUCAUACCCACCAAUCGCCCACUGGUGCGGGCCGACCAUGACGACGUGAUCUUUCUCAACGAGCAGGACAAGCUGGCGGCGAUCUGCGACGAGCUGGCCGCCUGCCAGAAGGCGGGACAGCCCGUGCUGGUCGGCACUGUCUCCAUCGACAAGUCCGAGCAGCUUGCCAGGCUGCUCCACGGCCGGGGGGUCGCCCAUGAGGUGCUCAACGCCAAGGCGCACGCGCGCGAGGCGGUGAUCAUCGCGCAGGCGGGGGCCGAGGGUGCGAUAACGAUCGCCACCAACAUGGCCGGCCGCGGCACCGACAUCAAGCUGGGCGGCAACCCCGAGUAUUCGGCCCGCCGGCGGCAUGCCGCCGACGGCGGCAACGGCCACGGCGCCGAAGAGCGGUUCACGUCCAUCUACGAGCGCGAGCUCAAAGACUGGCAGCCCCGCUACGACACGGUGCGCGGCGCCGGCGGGCUGCACGUGCUCGGCACCGAGCGCCACGAGUCGCGCCGCAUCGACAACCAGUUCCGCGGCCGCUCGGGCCGCCAGGGCGAUCCCGGAUCAUCCCGCUUCUACAUCUCGCUCGACGACGACCUGAUGCGGCUGUUCGGGGACAACCUGCGCAGCAUGAUGUCGAAGGUGGGCAUGAAGGACGGCGAACCGCUGGCCCAUCCGUGGCUGAACAAGUCGAUCGCUCGCGCGCAGAAGCGGGUCGAGGAGCGCAACUUCGAGCUGCGCAAGCACCUGCUGGACUUCGACAACGUGCUCAACGAGCAGCGCAAGUACAUCUACGGCAAGCGCGACGAGAUCAUGGCGGAUACGGAUCUGCUUGGCCGGGUACUGGAGACCGCCACGGAGGCCGUCGAGGACCUGACCGGUGCCGCCGAAUUCUCCGUAACCGGGACGCUCUCGGCGCUGCGCUCACGGUUCGGAUUCCUCAUGCCGGACGGGGAAUCGGGCCACCAUCUGACCGAAAAGGCGGAAGUGGUCGGGACGCCCAACUUCAAUCUGUUCAUCCGCUACGAGUACCUGCGUCUGAUCGACGCGCGCUGGCAGGAUCACCUGGAGAAUCUGGACUCGUUGCGCGAGGCGGUGUACCUGCGCACCUACAGUCAGAAGAAUCCCUUGCUGGAGUACAAGCUGGAGGGUUUCCAGAUUUUCGACGAGAUGCUCUCCGGCAUUCGCAUCGCGAUCGCGGAGAAGGUCUUCCGCGUGACAAUCAGAGCGGGCGACGGCACGUCCGGCCCGGGCCCGACAUCGCGCAGAUUGCAGCCGCAGGGCAUGGCGACCGUUCACCGCGAGAUGGGCCAGUUCGCGGCGAUGCCGCAGCAGGGCGAUGCCCCGGCCGCGGCGACGAUGCCCGCCCGCGGUGCCCAGCCGCCCUGA